Messenger RNA from Onthophagus taurus, 3835 nucleotides. Lineage: Eukaryota; Metazoa; Arthropoda; Insecta; Coleoptera; Scarabaeidae. The record is from RefSeq and is a predicted model, not a curated record.
UAUUAGUGCAUUCUUUUUUUUGAGUAAUAAUUUAUUAACAUCAUCAUCCAAGAUAAAAAUUCAAUUUGAACGAAAGAUGUAUUUUUAGGUAUAAAUAUUUACCCCAGUUUUUUCUUCUUUUUCUUGUGUGAACUGUUAGAUAUUAUAUGUUGAAUUUUGUGAUUUUAUAAAAAAAAAAAUAAAAUACAUUUAUAUAAUUUUUGUAUGAUUUUAUUCUUUAAUUUCAUCGAUUCUUUUCAUCACAAAUUGUAAACAAUUCCGGUACCUUUUAGUACCAAGCACCAAACCUUGACAUUAGAAAACCUUAACAGCAAAUUAAUCGAUUCUAACAAAACGAUGCAGUCUUUUUGAUGAAAAAAAGAAGAUGGGUCAACGCUGUUUUAAGUGUUGCACAAAACGAAAAAGAAAAAUACAAACAGGUGGCUCAAUCUUAGACCGUGUAAUCAGCCAGGCAAGCAACAAAGAUCAAUGUUUAUUAUACAAAUUAGCAAAUUAUAAAAAAGGUGACAAUAAAAACUUACAAAAACAAUUUCAAUAAAAUUAAUACUUUUUAGGUGGUGAAUUAAUCGACGCUUACACAAUCGGUGGUCAAACAGAAAUCGAAAAAUUACUCAAAGACCAAUUUGGCCAAUUCAUGUACCAAGAAGGUAAAGGUCAAAUAAUAAACAGAGCUGAAUACCUAAGAUGGAAAUUUCGCGAUCACGAACAAGUUACAUUACCAAUCGAGGCUUCCUUAAGCCCUCACGAUCCUCUGGCGAAAUGGGAAGAUCACGAAGCUUGCUGGCAAAUGCAAUUUAGAGGGUCUUUAGGCGAAACCCUUAUUCACGUGCUCAUCAUCUGCGAUACAAAAAUCCACACCCGUUUAGCUAGAACCUUAAUAAAAUGCUUUCCUAAACUUGCCUUAGACAUCGUCGAAGGCGAAGAAUAUUUAGGUGCGAGCGCUUUACAUUUAGCGAUUGCAUACAAUAACAACGAGUUGGUUCAAGAUUUAAUUGAUGCUGGAGCUAAUGUUAAUCAACGAGCUGUUGGUAGUUUCUUUUUACCGAGAGAUCAACAGAAACCAAAACCAGCAAAACACACCGAUUAUGAAGGUUUAGCUUAUUUAGGCGAGUAUCCUUUAGCUUGGGCUGCUUGUUGCGCUAAUGAAAGCGUUUAUAAUUUAUUACUCGAUGUUGGUGCUAAUCCUGAUUUUCAAGAUAAUUUUGGAAAUAUGAUAUUGCAUAUGGUUGUUGUUUGCGAUAAAUUAGAUAUGUUUGGAUAUGCUUUGAGACAUCCUAAACUUCCUGCAAGUAACGGAAUAAGUAAUAAAGCUGGUUUAACUCCUUUAACCCUUGCUUGCAAAUUAGGUCGCGCUGAAGUAUUUCGAGAAAUGUUAGAGUUAUCAGCAAAAGAAUUUUGGAGAUACAGCAAUAUUACAUGUUCAGCUUAUUCAUUAAAUGCACUAGAUACGCUUCUUCCAAAUGGAAUGACCAAUUGGAAUUCAGCUUUGUUUAUUAUAUUGAAUGGUACAAAACAAGAACAUUUAGAUAUGUUGGAUGGUGGAAUUAUACAAAGAUUAUUAGAAGAGAAAUGGAAAACUUUUGCUCGUAAUCAAUUUUUAAAACGACUUUUAAUCUUGAUGAUUCACCUCCUAUUUCUUUCUUCUGCGAUCUAUUUAAGGCCGGACGAUCCAGAUAUAAAUUUAUUAUCGCCUCCAGUAGAUCCAACAGAUUACGCAAGAUAUAUUUGUGAAACUUGCACAAUUUUAUGCGUUUUAAGUUAUUUGAUUUUUCAACAAGGAGAUGAAAUUCGUAAUCAAGGGUUUUUAGCGUUUCUAAAGCAACAGUCAAAUUCACCACCAAAAACAAUUUUUUUAAUUUCCAAUAUUUUAAUUUUGGCUUGUAUACCAUGUCGAUUAAGUAAUGACAGACAAUCAGAAGAGGCUAUUUUAUGUUUUGCUUUACCUGGAUCUUGGUUUUUAUUAAUGUUUUUCGCUGGUGCUGUACGUUUAACUGGACCAUUCGUAACGAUGAUUUAUAGUAUGAUAACGGGUGAUAUGUUAACAUUUGGGAUUAUUUAUACGAUUGUUUUGUUUGGAUUUUCGCAAUCGUUUUACUUCUUAUACAAAGGAUUUCCAAACGUCAAAGGAACCUUGUAUAACAGUUAUAUUUCGACGUGGAUGGCGUUGUUUCAAAUUACCUUAGGAAAUUAUGAUUACCAAGAAUUAUCAUUGACAACGUAUCCGGGUUUAAGUAAAGCUGUAUUUGGGCUUUUUAUGGUUUUUGUACCAAUUUUAUUAUUAAAUAUGUUAAUCGCUAUGAUGGGAAAUACAUACGCUCACGUUAUCGAGCAAAGUGAAAAGGAAUGGAUGAAACAAUGGGCAAAAAUUGUGAUAACUUUAGAACGGGCAAUUCCUCAAAGUGAUGCUCAACAAUAUCUUCAAGAAUAUAGUAUAUCUUUGGGGCCAAGCGAUGAUCCCACUACGGAACAAAGAGGAGUAAUGGUAAUCAAAUCUAAGAGUAAAACUCGCGCAAAACAACGUAAAGGUGCUGUAGCGAACUGGAAAAGAGUUGGGAAAGUUACGAUAAAUGCCUUAAAAAAAAGAAAUAUGACCGGAGAAGAAAUGCGGGGUCUCAUGUGGGGGCGAGAAUCAUUAAAUACACCAAUAAAGAAAAAGGGAGCUCAAAAUGUUAAUACAAACCAAACCGAUCAUCCAGGAGCUUUCAGUGGGGCUUUAACAGCAGCUUUAGAUGUUAUGGCAUUCACCCAAGAUUUAAAUUUAACCCAAUCGCUUAAUGAGCAACAACAAAAAUCGUUAAAUCAACAAAUCCCUAAACAAAAUCAAGGAGACGUUUGUUUAAAUAAUCAAAUUAAUGCAGUUAUAUCAAGCGGAGUUAAAGAACUUUCAGCAACCUCGAUUUUUAAUCCGUUCACGCCUUUAAUAAAUGACGCAACGAAUGAAAAAGAAAUUGAGACAAAUCAAAAUGUGGUUAAUGUAGAAAUUGAUCCCUUACGAGAACUUGUUUUAUGUUCGAAAAGUAAAUGUGAACGGGAAAAAUUAGAAGAUUUAGCCACAAAAGCUGCGAAUAUCACCAAUGUUGAAGAAAUAACAUUGAAGAAUCCGGUUAGUGUUAAAAAUGUGGCUGGGAUUUUUGCUGGAACAGAAGCGUUUGUAAAGAAAGUUGAAGCUACGAUUAAACAAAAAUACUCUACGUUAGAGCCGAGUGAUAGUGAAGGAUUCGGAGAGGUUCCUUUAUUGGGUAGGAUUUCAAGAACGCGUCGUGCUAAAUCAGCAAGCACACGAAACUCUUCCAGUAAAUCAAAAUCGUCGGAUAAACGUCUUUUAUUUCACAAUUCCGAGUCGAGUUCAUCUGAAACGAUUACGAAUGCAGCGGUAAAAGAUGAAGAAGAAAAAUCGGAAGAUAAAUUAGAUUACGCUGAAGAACGUAUUAAACAAGUUAAAGAAUCUUUAAAACAAUGCGAAUGCGUCGAAAGUUUAAGACCCUAUAAUAUUGAUGUUGCUUUAGGAGCCGAUAAAUUAAUAGUUGCGCUUGUUGAAGAUGUUGGGAAUGAAGUAAAACGACCCGGGAAAAGGCACAAAAGAAAAAAGAGACCGAAAACUGCUGGCCAUGGAAAUAGAGUUGCCCCAACAGUUGAUGUAAUGCCAAGAAGUUGUGAAUCGGCAAAUAAUAAAGUUUAUUCUGACGAACCAGAUUCGCCACCGGAUCCGUUAGAACCUUGGAGUACGCGAGGAAUUGCAAAUAUGAAUAAGAUUUUAGCAUGGGAGAAUGAACACGAUAGUAUGUAAAUUGUAAAUAUUUCAUCUAAAAUAAAAAUCAUUCAAAGAUGUCAGGUG